AUGGGAAAGUCAGGGUGUCUAACUCUUCCUGUCUCUGUCCCCUCAGCCUCGAAGCAAUUUGCUGAGGAGGUGCUGCAGUGCCAUAAUGAGUACAGGAAGAAGCACCAGGCUCCUCCACUGAAGCUGAGCAGCAAGCUGAGCAGAGAGGCUGCCCGUUACGCUGAGAGUUUGGCCAGCACACGAAUCCUGAAGCACAGCGUGGAGUCCAGCAGAGGGAGCUGUGGAGAAAACCUGGCAUGGGCCUCAUACGAUCAGACAGGGAAGGAUGUAGCAGACCGCUGGUAUGAUGAAGUGAAACAAUACAACUUCAAUCAUCCUGGAUUCUCUUCAGGCACCGGCCAUUUCACAGCAAUGGUGUGGAAGAGCAGCACAAAACUGGGUGUGGGUAAGGCCACUGCAUCAGAUGGUUCAUCCUUUGUGGUGGCUAGAUAUACCCCUGCAGGGAAUAUCACCAACCAGGGACACUUUGAAAACAAUGUCCUCCCACCUAAGACCAGCUCCUGA
Messenger RNA from Menidia menidia (Atlantic silverside), 504 nucleotides. The record is from the annotation of a GenBank genome assembly. Lineage: Eukaryota; Metazoa; Chordata; Actinopteri; Atheriniformes; Atherinopsidae.